AUGAUAUCUACAGCAUUGCAUUUUAAGGAAGUCUUCCCUCGAUUCCAAGAUCGUGAGCCAAAUUAUAGAUAUUUUUCUGACCACGAAGAAUGGGAUAAAGUUGAAAAAAUAGCUGAAGUUCUACAAGUGAUCAAUUGUGUAACCAAUAUCAUAUUUGGAAGUGAAUAUCCUACUGCCAACCUUUAUCUUGCUGAGGUAUUUUGCAUUAAAUUAAUUUUGGAUGAAGCUGUUAAUAGUGGACCUUUUUUUAUCAAAGAAAUGGCUGCCAAAAUGAAACUGAAGUUUGAUAAAUAUUGGAGUGAAUGUAACCUUCUCAUGGCUGUUGUAACUAUUUUGGAUCCCAGAUACAAAUUGACAGGUCUUAAAAUGUGCUUUCAGCAUAUAUAUGGGCAAGAAGCUACAAGAAAUAUGACAUUGGUGCAUCAAAUUAUGACAGAAAUAUAUCAAGAGUAUGUCAUUCUAUCCAACGAGCAAGAAGGAUCAACUUCACUAAGUGCAAGUGGCGAAAAUAGUAUCAACUCUACAAUGCAAAGUUCAAACUCCUCACAAACUGGAUGGUCAAUAAUGAUAAAUUUUGUAAAAGAUGAAGAAGCAGUUCCAGCUUUAAAAUCUGAAUUAGAGACUUACUUGGAUAAACCAAAAUAUUUUUAA
Messenger RNA from Arachis duranensis, 651 nucleotides. Its product is annotated as zinc finger BED domain-containing protein RICESLEEPER 1-like. The record is from RefSeq and is a predicted model, not a curated record. The transcript has a single exon. Bases 1 to 651 code for a protein of 216 amino acids. NCBI's taxonomy places the organism in Eukaryota, Viridiplantae, Streptophyta, Magnoliopsida, Fabales, Fabaceae. Gene Ontology annotation, molecular function: DNA binding.